UGGCAGCUCUGAAGCGGCUGGUGGUGUCUCGGUGGCGGAGGAUAGCAGCUCCGAAGCCAGCACCACCGAUCCAAGCGACCGUACAUGGCAAAAGUAAGUUCUAAACCUCACUCACAUCAGUGCAAAAACUGUGAACAAACUGUAAGGUUGCUUUGAGCUCAUUUUCUUCUGUCUGUGUUUUUUUCAGAGAUCAAUCAGAGUACAGCACAACUGUCAGGGUCAAGAUGACGCAAAUGGGGCUUUACUCAAAGUUCCCUGCAGAAGAGGCCAUGCUGACAGAUUUUAAGCGCUACCUGAUCAACACCCUGCAGGUCCCAAACUGCCAGCAGGAGGUAGACAACGUCUCCAGGAUGCUGAGGUACAUCCAGCCAAGUGGGGAAGAAGUCAGCUUGGACUUCCUGCUAAAGUCCACUGAGACCAAAGACUACCUCACCCAACUCCGGCGCGCUGACAUGGUCCCAGCCACCAUUUUGAACUACAUAAAGAACAUGAUCCGGUUUGUUCAGUAUUUGAAGACCCACCUGAACUUGGCUGCAGCAGAUCCGGACUUCUACAGGAAGUGCCAAGCCUACCUCGACCUCCUCGCUUCCAUCAGAAAGCCAGUGGCCAAGUCACACAGCAAGGUCACCUGUAAAACAAGGUCAGUUGCUAAUCUGCUUUCCAUUUGUUUUUCUUUAAUGACUUCGUGCUACAGACAUGUGUGUAAUUCUCCGCCACAUUGUGGUCUUGUAUGUCAUUCUAGGUAUGAACGGUUCCAAGAGGGUGAGAAGAGCCUUCAGGAGUGCCAGGCAGUCCUCCGGAAGGCCAAAAAAGACAUGCUGUCCGUUUAUGGGAGGCUGCUGGAAGGUGACCACGUGGCUUCAGAGGAAAAGACGAUGUUCCGGUACUUCUGUGAAGCAAUCCUGAUCCUCGGUCACUUCCAGAGACCAGGAGCGGUGGAGGGAGUAACAACAGCAGAGUGGGAGGCCAGAAAGGAUUCUGGGGGAAAGGUGUGCGUGGCUGUAAGCGAACACAAGACUGCGACAAUGCAGAUCGCCGUGUUUGCCCUCACAAUGGAGGAGGCAGCAAUGCUGGAUGCAUACUACACAUGGAUCCGCCCUGACUCCAUCCGGCCGGAUGUAGAUAAUGCAAACAGGUUGUUUGUUUCGUCGUCAGGCACGAAAAUCAGGAGCGCAACCAACGACCUCUCUCGUCUGCACAUACACUACAAACUGCCCAGCAUCACGAGCCAGCAGAUACGUAGGACCGUGGAGACAAAUGUGGCUGCCAACUUUUCAGAGGAGCAGAAGGCGUCUGUGGCCCACUACAUGGCCCAUUCGACUGCAGUGGCAAACCAGCACUACAGGAUGAAGACCCUGGACACUGUUGUGGCCACUUCCAACCUGCUCAGCUCCCUGACACGGUAUGUAAUUAUCUGAAAUAUAAUUAUGUUAUAUGUUAUAAAUCUGUUAUAAUUAUAUUGUCUCUCAACGCUCAUCCAUCAGUUCGUUAGUGUGUAACCUUGAAAACUUUUCAAUGUUGCAGCUCCUCUUCUGACGACUCUGGCGAAG
This is a messenger RNA of Xyrauchen texanus (razorback sucker), 1550 nucleotides long. RefSeq lists its product as uncharacterized. The record is from RefSeq and is a predicted model, not a curated record. Bases 225 to 1418 code for a protein of 397 amino acids. Lineage: Eukaryota; Metazoa; Chordata; Actinopteri; Cypriniformes; Catostomidae. The transcript has 5 exons.